AUGUUCACCAAGGCACUCAUCGCUGCUGCUCUCGCUCAAACCUCUCUCGCCGCUGUGCAAUCGAUCACAUCCGGGGGGCAAUGUCUUCAAGUCUCCGGAUCACCCUCUGAUGGCGCUGCUGUCUCACUUGGGGACUGUAACGGUGCAAACUCCCAGACCACCGCUACAGGCCAGCAAUGGGUGAUCAGCAGUGGAAACAACGCCGGAGUACAGCUCUUCGGUAGCAACUUCUGCUUGGAUGCUGGCUCUAACCCUGCCCCAGGCAGAGCAGUCGUGGUCGCUACCUGCGCGCAAUCUGGCUCUCAGACUUGGUAUCUGACUGGUGAUAAUCGAAUUGCUAUCACAGGUGGCACUCAAUGCCUUGACUUGUCGGGUACUGCUCCUCAAACCCAGAAUUGCGCUCCCAACAUCGCUACUCAAGCGUGGACAGCCAAUUUCCUCUUUGACGAGCCAUCUUCCACUUCUUCCGCCGCUUCUGGUGCUGCUACAAACUCUACCUCAACCGCUACAGGGGUUGCCGGGGGUGCCGCCUCUUCCGCUGCCAGCGGAGCAAGCGCUGCUGCUUCGGGAGCUAGUGGCUCCUUGGCCAGUGGUGCCUCCAGUGUCGCCUCAGCUACAUCUGGUGCCAUCUCAGGUGCCGCUUCAGCCGCUGCCUCUGCUACUUCUGGUGCUGGCUCUGCUGCAUCAGCUGGUGCUUCCGGUGCUAGUUCAGUUGCUGGUCAAGCGACCUCGGGCGCAGGUUCGGUUGCUGCACAAGCCACAUCCGGUGCUGGCUCUGCUGCCGCCGCUGCUACCUCUGCUGCUGGGUCCGUAGCCGGUGAUGCUACCUCUGCUGCUGGAGCUGCCACGUCCGCUGCUGCUUCGGCAGUUUCAGGUGGUUCUUCCGCUGCGUUCCCUCGAUUCGCUAUAGCUCCUGUCACUGCCAUCUUAGGUGUAGCCGUUGGAGCUAUCCUCGUUUUGUGA
Kwoniella botswanensis is the source of this 963-nucleotide messenger RNA. RefSeq lists its product as uncharacterized. Lineage: Eukaryota; Fungi; Basidiomycota; Tremellomycetes; Tremellales; Cryptococcaceae. The record is from RefSeq and is a predicted model, not a curated record. The coding region runs from base 1 to 963 and encodes 320 amino acids. The transcript is spliced from 7 exons.